GGAGGGGGCGGGUGCUUCUCCGCAGGGGAGUGGGGAAGGAGCUGGGCGGGUACGUGCGAGGCCUCGGAGCCUCUGACUCCCGAGGGCGCAUCUGGCCCCGGGCGCAGCGUGGGCGGGUGGGGGGGGUGGUCUCCUGGCCCCGGGGAAGCGAGGCGGGGCCCAGGUGGGUGGCGGGAGCCUCGGGUCGGUGACACUCGCCUGGCGAGAGUCGGGACGAAGACCUCGGGUGGGACUAGGAGGCUCCGGCCCGGGGCUCGGCUUUAGGCCGGAGUAGGGGGCGCGGCGCUGCGGCUCGAGCGUUCAGCAGGGGGCGCUGCUCCGGGCAUUGGACGGGGGUGGGGUGGGGUGGGGUGGGAGAGGGGGGGCCGCAGCUUGCAGCGAACACUUCCCCCAUUAUUAAACAUUAUGUUCAAAAGGCGCCGGGGGACUUCCCGAAGCCACGGAGCCCGCGCCGCCCGCCCGCCUGGCCCUCGGAGCCCAUGGACCUGAGCGCGGCCGCCGCGCUGUGCCUCUGGCUGCUGAGCGCCUGCCGCCCCCGCGACGGGCUAGAAGCGGCCGCCGUGCUGCGGGCGGCGGGGGCAGGGCCGGCCGAGAGUCCGGGGGGCGGCGGCGGCGGCGGGACAACCCUCGCCGCGGCUGCGGGCGCCUCCGCUGCCCUGGCCGCCGCGUCUCCCGGGCCCCGCGGUGCGCACCGCGCCACGGGCUCCGGCUUCAGGAACGGCUCGGUGGUGCCGCACCAGUUCAUGAUGUCGCUUUACAGGACCCUGGCCGGGAGGACUCCGGCGGGGCCAGUCGCCGCCUCCACCUCGGGAUCUGGCCGCGCAGACACAGUCACCGGUUUCGCGGACCAGGCGACCGCAGACGAAUCGGCAGCCGAGACGGGCCUGAACUUCCUGUUCGACGUGUCCAGCCUUCCCGACGCAGACGAGGUGUUGGGCGCGGAGCUGCGCGUACUGCGCCGCGAAUCCGAGGCGCGGGGCCCCGGCAGCGCGAGUCCCCCGUUGCUGCUGCUGUCCACGUGCCCCAGCGCCGCGCGCGCCCCGCGCCUGCUGCACUCCCGGGCCGCCGAGUCCCUGGACGCCGCGCGCUGGGAGGUGUUCGACGUGGCAGACGCUUUACGGCGCCACCGCCGGGAACCGCGCCCCAGCCGCGCGUUCUGCCUCUCGCUGCGCGGAGUGGUGGGCUCAGCGCGGGUCCCGCUGGCACUGCGGCUGCUGGGCUUCGGUUCGCGGCGCGGCGGCGGCGCGGCGGCGGAGGAGCGCGCGCUGCUGGUGGUCUCCUCCCGCACGCAGAGGAAGGAGAGCCUGUUCCGAGAGAUCCGCUCCCAGGCGCGCGCGCUCGGGGCCGCGCUGGCCGCGGAGCCGCCGCCAGAUCCGGGACCCGGCGUGGGCUCGCCGACCGCGGUCAUCGGCGGCCGCAGACGGCGGCGGACGGCGUUGGCCGCGGCGCGGGCCGCUCAGGGCAGCGGCGGGGGCGCGGUCCGGGGCCAUGGUCGCAGGGGCCGGAGCCGCUGUAGCCGCAAGCCCUUGCACGUGGACUUCAAGGAGCUGGGCUGGGACGACUGGAUCAUCGCGCCCCUGGACUACGAGGCAUACCACUGCGAGGGCGUGUGCGACUUCCCGCUGCGCUCGCACCUUGAGCCCACCAACCACGCCAUCAUUCAGACGCUGCUGAACUCCAUGGCCCCGGAUGCGGCGCCAGCCUCCUGCUGCGUGCCCGCGCGCCUCAGCCCGAUCAGCAUCCUCUACAUCGACGCCGCCAACAACGUGGUCUACAAGCAAUACGAGGACAUGGUGGUGGAGGCGUGCGGCUGCAGGUAGCAUGCGGGCCGGCUGGGCCAGGGCAGGGGGCAGCCGCGCCACCCAGGGACUCCCCGCUGAAAAGCAGCUUGGGGCCGAGCCUGUCGCCUAGCGGGGGUGCGCGUCCGAGUCUGACCCGGCGCCCUUGCGGAGGAGGGAGCGCGCACGUUCACAUACAGCACGCACAGCCGCACACUCCUCACUUGUGCACACGUGCACGGUGGACGUAUCGGAAGGCCUUGGGAAGAGAGGAUCUGACGCUACCGAAUGUCACAGGUCAUGUGUAUUUUGGAAACAGAUAACUAUUUUUGCGCCCACUGCCCCCUUUUGGGGAGAGGAGGGGUUUGCGUUGCCGUGACAGUAACUGGCACUAAAUCCAGUAGAACUGGGUUAGGGAAUUGGGGGCUUCAGAAUGGGGGAACUAACGGGAUACUCGAGUAAGUCUCAUUUCACCCCCUUUUUGUUUCUGGCCAAGUGUGGGGCACAGCCGGCUGGGAGGGAGGAGGCAGAGUUCCUGGUGUUGCUCCUGGGGCAGACAGUAAUGCCCUUUUUGAAAGUUUGUGUUGCAUCCGCAUCCACGUCAUUAACUCUGGAGAGGAACCGCUGCAAAAGGCCUCAUGUUUUCCCCUUAACUUCCGAAAGUCUAACAUUUACCAGUUUUGAAGGGGGAGUUUGUUGGAAAGACUGCAUUGUGGAGCUUCCCAGAUCUCUGCAAAGGUCAGCACCACUUUUUAAAAUUUUUUUAAGAAAUCAAUUCCAAUUGGGAAUGAUCUAGAAAGUGGAAAAAACAAUUUAGGAGGGGAUAGGUGAGACGGGGGAUCGGCUUUUAACUGCGGGUCUGAUCUGACUUGUCAUCGGGGUAAGGUGGUAUCUUCCAGGUCCUGCAGCUUCUAGGCUGGGUAGACCAGGUGAUCCUAGGGCCUUGGGGGGACACAGGAGGAAGCUGGUGCAAUGUCUGGGGAUUGGGAAAGGGGGUUGCUAUGACUUUCCCUAAAGACCUGCCAGGAGGUUUUUCUAAGGAGCUGGGAGGAGGCUUCUAGGGUUGGAAAGAGGCACAGAGGUGGGUGGGGUGGGCAGGCUCCUGCCAAGGACGGAGGACUGGGGCUUGUCUGCCAGGUAGGCACAGCCCCCUCCAGAUGGCACCCUCGGAGUGGCCCACAUGUGCUUGUGCUUAGCUAUCAAGUCUGUGUCGGCUUUUGCACGCUUUCACUGUGUUGUGCUGUAGUUUUUGGCAGUGUGAUAGUAACGGGAAGUGAAGCCACACAAAAGUGCUUUUGUGAGAUUUCAGCUCCCCACAGCCCAGUGGUUCGGAGCAGGAGGAAGGUCAGUCCCUCCCCUCCUUGCUCCGUGGAGGGGCAUCUGCAGUUUCGCUGCUGUGGUCCCUUCAGAAGGACCAUGGUGUGGGGGCCAGAGGUGGAAGACUAUCCCUGGUCUCUCUGUUUUGCCCCAAGAAGUCUUGCUGAGGGUACGAUUGUCUGUCUCUGUAAAAGGGAGGCAGAACACGCCAGCCUCAUUGUUUUAUUUGGUGCAUUUCUGCCUGGGGGCCCUCUGUGGCCUGUGUAAAUGAUUGGGAGAAGGAAGAGAAACAGGUUGGGUCUCACCUGCCUGGGGCUCCGAGGGCUUUCUUGAGAAACCCUGCAGCGCUCCUGGUCCUCCUGCUUAGGGCUGUGCUGGGCUUUCUCCUUUAGGGUCCCUGAGAGGCCUUCUUCGCUACUUUUCUUGUCUUGGAUGCUAAGAUCCAGGGCGAUUUAUACAAAUCUUCAUUCUCAGAGAUUACACUCUUAAAGAGAUAUUUGAAAGAUUUAGAUACAACUCAUUUAUUUAAGGGUCCCCACCUGAGUCCUUUUUAAUCUUUUAAAGUGCCCCCAAAGGAGGAGGAAGCACAUUUAUAAUGUGAAUUUAUAUGCUGUGGCUAUGUAAGUAGCUAUCCAUAACCAGAAAAUGCAAGUCUCUUCACGUUAAAACAAAAAUCCCAAAGCAGCUGCUGCAGUACACUUCCAGUCAAUUUCAGUGACAGGGCAAACAUCUAUGAAUUUUGCCAGAGAAGUGACACUCUCAUUUUAUAAACUGUGAUUUGAAUAGUAUUUGCAUAGUGAUUACUCUGAGACCUAUCACAAUGAAGAAUUUUUUUUUAAAGGGCUCCAAAGUAUUAAAAGUCGUACUAUUAGAAGUUUUAGAAAGGGAGCUGAAAAACUAUACCUAAAUAUUAUUUUGAAGAAAUUCUAGGAUAUUUAAUCUCUUUGGACAAAAGCAAACAUUUGAUACUUUGUUAAUGACUAGGAGAAACAAGUGGAGGGGAAGAAAUGUCUUGAUUUAGUCUGAGCUUUCUGUAACAGGAAAAAUAAAAGUCCAUUUUCUGUUUCCUCCUGUUGACCUGCUUCCACCAAGAUGUAUGUGAUGGAGGAAGUGGGUGUCUCCCUCAUCUUGAGUCCAAGCUGCACCCCAUGGUGGGGGGCAUUGUCUUUAGUCAGUGACAGUUCCUUUGAUGACCCCUGAUGCCCUCAGUGUGGUGUUUAUCAGACGAAAGGAAUGCCACCUAGAUUUCAUCUGGAGCUGCAGAAACUCACCAGGGACCACCAGGUUCCGUCUCGGGCCUCUGUAUCUCAGAGUUAAAAGGUGAACAGAGAGGUUGAUGUGUUUUGCUUUGUAAAAAAGACAGCAAACGGGCCAUCACACGUGGAGACAGACAGGUUUUUGCUGUGGAGAUGUGGUUAAAAUAGCUUUGUCAAGACGUGGACACGAGUGUUUUGCCUGCACGGUCAGUAGUACCUUGUGCUGUUGUCUGCCCUCCAGGCAGCGGGGAGCGGGCCCAAAUCAGCCAGCCGGUAUCUCCGGUCCCCACGGAAGGGAGAACGGGCUGCUGACAGUCAUGGACAGAGUGUCAGGACUGUGAGUGAAGGUGGCCCUCCUUUAGCCUGGGGUCCCCAAACUCUUCCUCUCAAAGGAGAUCCAACUUUCUAUAUUGCUGGGGGAGAAUUGAGAUCCUUCACACCAUUCUUCCUGCUAGAGAGGAGGGUUUGGCAUCACUGCCUGGGGCGCGCAGGGGUGGUACCAGGUCUGCCGGACACCCAGGCAGCCUGGUCACCGCCUCUUGAAGCCAGACUUGCAUAUUAAGGGUGACCCCAGCGCUGGCAAGUGGCUGUGCCCACCAAUGCUGCGUGCUUGUCUGGUUGAAUUCUGGGUUUCCAGGCAGCAGGACUGGGUCCUCUGGAGAGGGUGGCCGGCCUUGUCAGCUUAGCUUGGGGAAGCGGGCUUGAGCUGCGCCAUUCAUUCUGUACAUGCUCCCCUUCGCCCUGCUGUCCUGGCCAUUUUUGUUGCUGCCAUGGCAGGGGAGGGAGAAGACAGGUGGACUGUGUGAUCGGUGAGUCGCCCCAUCAAACCUUCUACAGGAACUUCUCCCUUGAUGGCUCUCGGAGGAGGUGUCAGCAGGAGCAGAAACCUCGCUCCUAUUUGUGCUCGAGAGAGACUGACUACCUUGUGGAUGUCAUCACAGUGUAACUCAAAUCCUACAAGUCAAUUAUCCUGUUUGCAGUCUCAUUCAAACUCAAAGCAGAAAAUAACCAGGGACUGUAGACUGAUCUUUUCCUUAAAGCAGAGACAAAAACUGAGUUCUUUCCAAGAGCAGCUUGUGCAAAGUCCAACUGUCCCCUUGCUUCAACGUGUGCUCUAGGGAAUCCAAUGAGAGGAUGAGAAAGCACUAUAGCCUCCUCUGGACCACACCUGCUAUCAGGGGCCUUAGGGAUUCUCGGGACACAGUGCUUCCUGCAGGUCCAGAAAGCAGGGCCAGCUCAGUGGGCCUUGGGCAGAGGACUUCUGGGGGACGCCAGGUGGGCUGGGCUGGGAGGUGCUGGAAAGCAGGGUCCGAGAGGGCCUAGGUCGGAUCGUGCUUUCAGAGAGGGACUGGACUGGGGAGCAAAGAGUCAUGGCUGAGUGACCGCAGGAGCUAGAGGGCAGCGAGGCGGGAAGUAGCUGGACCACUCCACGGGGCUGUGGGCGGUGCUGGAGGCCGGGCCCACCGUGGAAGUGCCCGCAGGAAGGCCACUCCACUGGGCGUCUCUGGAGAAGUCUGGCAAGUCAUGGGUGGUCACCUCCCUGCUCAGAGGGUCAGUAAAAUGAGAAGCGCUUGGGUCCCGUGGUUUAGAAUUGUCCUUCACCCCCAGAGCCCAUUCACGUCAUUCACAGGCAGAGCAGACGUGACUUCCUGGAGAAGGUUCCCUCCGAUCCAGCCCCAGAGCCACUGUCACAGGUGCUGUAGCAUUUUCCUCUGUGUGUGUGUGUGUGUGUGAGUGUGUCUGUUCAUUACACUCUUAGCCUCCAUUGGUGCUUCUUGGAUGUUGCUGUGGUAUCCUCGCGGGGCAAGGAAGGCCACGAGUCCUGGGGGUCGGGCUCAGCUCACUAGAGCCAUGACUCUUCUCCCCUCAUGUCCCAGCUGAGGGGCGCUAUCGGCCCCGCUGGAGUUCUGCCUGUGCCCCAGGGUGGGUAGAGCCACACUUGGCUGAGAUUUUUCUGUGACCCCGUCUUGGGCGGGGGCUCCCACGCUGCGGGUACGCCUCUGGGAGAAGAGGACAGAAAAGAUGGUGCCUUGCUGCAGCCCAGACAGGGGCCUGGGCUGUCGCGGAGUCCCUGGACGAGGCGGGCAAGCCCACCUGAGGGUGAACUGCUCCGCCAGGGCCCCACCUGGCCCUCAGCCACUUCGUUGCCAGGCCGGCGUGUGGCCCAGCUGCUGGGGGUGUGACCCAGGGGCAGACGCCUGGAAAGCUAUGCUUCCUCUUCGUUUUGAAGCCUUGGACACCAGUGGCAGAGCUGAACACUAAGGAACACGAGAAGGGAGGAGAAGAGAAAAAGAUGUUAUUUCUAACUUUUCAGACAGCUCCGCCUUUGGCUUCUGGAGCCUUCAGCCCUUUAUUGGAGCAGGCUUCUUCCUCCUCUUGUGCUGUCCUGGACUUUAAUCUGCACCCAGAGCUUAAAACUGCACAAACAGUUAACUCCCACUGAGGCUCUAGGUAAGAGAAGGCUGUUCCGUCUGGGAAGGCCACACUCCCAGUCUACAGCCAGCUGCGUGGAUGUGGAGAAGGUUGGAAGUCGGCCUGGUCCAUCAGUGGGGGUGAUUUUGGCCUCAUGGGCUCUGGUCCCUCAUUCAGGGCUGCUCUCUGCUUGUUCCAUUUGUGCUUCCAGAGCUCAGCUUCUUCCCCCCCGCCCUGCAAUUGCUUGCACCUUGUUGGCUGUGUGUGCAGCGGGCCUGGGGCUUGGUGGUGGGCAGCGUUGGGAGGUUGGGGCUUCGUGGCUGCAGCAGCGGCUGUAGCAGAGCCACCCGGGCCUCCCAGGGUAAAAUCAAAGCGUGUGAGGUCAUUGCAAAAUCAGUUUGCAUUUCAAGUCAUGCUUGUAGUUGUUGAAAAGUACAAACACGCCCCCAGAGAAUCACAGGCAGUGGGCGGUGGUAGGCUUUCUCUGCCUUGGCAGACCUUCCAGGGGCAGUCUGUAGGCCCCUGCUAGUAUCCUUUAGUAUCUAGUGUGUGUGCUGUGUUGGCAGAAGAAAGGACUAGCUUCCCUCUCUCACACACCCCUAUGGAGUAAGAGGGCUGGAGUGUUCACAGACCCUUCCCAAGAAGGUGUUUCUGCAGGCAGGUGAGUCUGUGGGCAGGACAGCUUGGCGUGCUACUUACUGUAUGAAGCACACUUUUCACUCUUUUUUUUGGCCUGGUGAACUUCCCUCUGUUUAGGGCAGCGCAGAAGCUUUUAAUCUUCCAAGUCAGUAUUGGGAUGUGAAAUAAAUUGUCUAGAAGAACAAGAAGAAGCUUUGCACAGCAAGUUCCAGGUGCCUUUAGGCCUGGAGGUUCAAGACCUUCCAGACGCAGUGAGGUGUUUUUGCUUUUCCAUUUCUUUUUCACUGGCUUUUAAGAUGUAGGCCAACAGGAGUGUGGUGUGGAGAUCUGGCCAGGUGGGUGUGGGCCAGUGGAGGUCUUCUUUGCAACCCGUUCUUUUCUUCUCUGUGCUUUUCCACCUGACCAGCAGUCACUGCAUCCAAAGGUGCGGGCAAAGUAUCUCUCUGUUCCCAGCCUUGACUCCGCUCAGACACUUGGCUGCCAGAAUCUAGAACCUCAGCCGGGCCUUCCUGGGCUGAGGUGUGCUUGUGGCGGACAGUGACAAGACUCUCACCCUAUGGGGUUUAUUCAUGGGAGUCCUGCUGAGUUAGAGGUCAGUACAAACCCAUCUCUGCCCUGGACGCACGCCCUUCCCUUGAGGCCGCUCCCUGGGCUGCAGGAUGGGGAAGAGCGAUCUCUGGCUGGAGGUUCGCUGCAGCCACACACAACCUGCCUGUUGUACAUUCUUUGUGAUAAGCCUGUUUUCUCUCACGCCUCUCAGCCCGGAGCGGCCCUCACCUAGAUUUUUCCGGGGGUGAGUGAAUCUGAAAAGCAGCGACAAGGUGUGUCGGAGGCCCUUCCUUGUCUGCAUGUUUAUCUCUGAGUGACUGAAGGCUUCCAAGGGCAGAAAAAGGUGCAUGUGUCCCCAUGGCUCAGGGCAGCAGGAACUUGGCUUGAGGGGAGCAGGCUGGCUUCAGGAAGGCUGCACCCAUUAGCAGGGUUUAUUUUCUUUGCAACUUAUAUUUCCGGGUCAGGACCUGUGAGAGUCAGAGCGAAGUCAGCCAUGCAGCACUCUUGUUUCGAAAGUGAUGAUACAGUUCAGGGAGAAAGCAUGCUCGUGAUAAAAUGUGUUUUCUGGCUGGGAAGUACUCAAGUUCCAAGCCAGGAACGGAGGCUCUGGAAAGGGGGAACGUCUCUGUCUUUCUCCACCUGGAGAGCAUCUUUAGAGUAAUGGUUUCAUUUUGUUUUUUGGCAUUUCACUUUAUGCUGUAGCGCGAAGAACUUUUAUGUUUUUUAUGAGGAAAAAUCAUCUUCGAGUCAGUUUAGGUCUUUUAGCUGCAAGUAUUUCACCCCACAUGGGAAGUUAAUUUCUUUUAACAAGAUUUCUGUAAUGAUUUUUUUACUUGCCUUCAAUAGAUGACAAUAGGAGAUUCUGAAAAGUUUGGAAAGCAUUUUCUUUCUUCUUCUUUUUUUUAAUAUAUAAAGAAGCAGCUCUUCUCACUGUGAAGGCUUCUGCAGAAGUCCGGCACCAGCUUCCCUGCGGUGCGUCUGCACAGGCGCUGGGCGGGCAGCGGCGUCUGAUGUGAUGGGCACCCUGCCCUUUGCCAAACAUGCCCUCCAGUGCCAAUAUGGUGAUUUUAAAGGAAAUGAGCAAAACUCGAAAUGAUGGCGAUGCCAUCAUAGCUGAAUGACAUGCUGUUCCGUCAGCAGCUAAAGACACAGUUAACGAUUUGGGGGGAUGGAUAGACGCCCCUUUUGUUUUGCAAUGACACUGUUUCUCAGCUAGGCUUGGGAGUGAGAUGGUGGAGCCAGGGGAGGUUUUUAGACUCAUUUAACACAAGCUGAAAUUUCCUUUGUCACCUGUCUUCUAGCUCUGGUUCGGCCUGAGGCUUGGGGGCUGGAACUUGGGCCAUUCAUCUCCCUGCUGCCCGGCUUGGCCAUCUGGGCGGCACGAGCUGACGUUGUGAAUGCCACCGCUGUGCCCAGGCUGGCUAGCAGGGAAGUCUUCAAGGGCAGGUACAAACCCACUGUGUAUAUGUAUUCUCAAAUUUAAAUAGACUGUACAUAUUGGAAUGUAAAUGAACUGUAAAACAGCAAUCUCUAUUUUUCUGGACAGUUAUAUAGCAGUAUAUAUUUGUUAAACGUGCUUGUGUACUCUUCAUUAACCGUCUUAAUAUUUUGUACAGAUAAGUUGAUUAAAUAUUUUAUUGUUAAAACUGCUCCUGUCUGGUCUUUAGAGAACCACUUUUUUGACUUGUUACCGUGUUUUCCCAUGUUGAGAAGAGCAGUCAACCUCUGAGAGUUUAGGAGCAGAUGCAUUGGAACCGGAGGUUCUGGGCCAAUGCGUCUUUAAGCUGACUGACUGCUCCCCCUUGAAACACCUCAGGCUGUGAGCCCAGGCAGGUGGGGGCUCGAGCCUUGGGGCUGCUGCUCCCUGGGUCUUUGUGACUGG
Cervus elaphus (red deer) is the source of this 9833-nucleotide messenger RNA. It is a transcript of the gene GDF7, whose product is annotated as growth differentiation factor 7. The record is from RefSeq and is a predicted model, not a curated record. Gene Ontology annotation, cellular component: extracellular region. Gene Ontology annotation, molecular function: cytokine activity; growth factor activity. Lineage: Eukaryota; Metazoa; Chordata; Mammalia; Artiodactyla; Cervidae. Bases 480 to 1820 code for a protein of 446 amino acids. The transcript has 2 exons. Gene Ontology annotation, biological process: BMP signaling pathway; SMAD protein signal transduction.